Molecule: messenger RNA, 1211 nt
Organism: Drosophila hydei
Lineage: Eukaryota; Metazoa; Arthropoda; Insecta; Diptera; Drosophilidae
Product: resuscitation-promoting factor RpfA
Exons: 2
Coding region: 488-1195 (235 amino acids)
Source: RefSeq, a predicted model, not a curated record
CUUUCAAUCGUUUCGGUCGUCUAUCUAAGCUUGGCAAUAUUUUAUAUAAAAUGUCAUAAUCGAUUUCCAUUUCGAGCUGCACACAAAUAACCAUCCACUUAUAUAAUAACGAGCGGUGCAAGAAGUUAUUGGGCCCCUUCUGUCUGCACCACCAUAACUACGAAAACAGAGCGCCAACUAAGGGCCUUCUAAACAAAUGUUGAAGCGAUGACAACAGAGUCACGAUUCGGAAUGUGACUUAAGUGGUUACCAAAUCGUUUGACCAUAAAGCCGCUGCGAGGUGUGGUGGCUCCGCGACGAAAGUGAAGAAGUGCACGUGCAAUUUGGCCACUGGCCAAUUGAUUUGGCCAGGCUUAAACGGAAUUUGAGCUAUAAAUUAAUUGAGCUGUUCCAUUGUCACACAUUGAUAGCUGCGUCUUCGAGCAGUCAACAGCAACUGAGCACAAGGACAGCACCACCCGCACCACUCAUACAAAACACAAGCAAGAUGUGGCAGCUGAAAUUGUCUUUCAUUUUGGCCCUGGUUCUGGUCUGCAUUGAGGCCAAGCCAUCGCACCACUUUGAUCAUUUUGACCAUCAUUUGAGCCACUUCAACCACUUCGAUCAUGCACCACUGCAUGAACAUGUGCUGCCGGAACAUGUGGAUUAUGCAGCGCCGUUGCAGCUGCAGGAAACUUAUUUACCAGCUCCGGUACCAGCACCACUAGCACCUGCACCACUCUGGCCUGCAGCCGCCCCCGCACCUGCACCAGCCCCAGUUUGGCCCGCUCCAGCUCCAUUGGCGCCAGCACCAGUUUGGCCCGCUCCUGCCCCAUUGGCGCCAGCACCACUUUGGUCUGCACCACUUGCACCCGCACCCGCACCCGCACCUGUUUGGCCCGUUCCUGCACCUGCACCACUGCUGCCAGCUGCUGCUCCACUGCUGCCCGCGCCUGCACCACUGCUGCCAGCAGCCCACACGCAUCUGCUGCCAACCGCCGAGCUGCAUCUACCCACGGUGACCCAGGUGCUGCCACCUGUGCUUGAGGCGGUGCCAUUUAGUCACAGCUAUCGCGCCAUUCCUGGACCCAAGAAGACGACCCACCGCGUCUCCAUUGGCUACGCCUUUCCCAAGUUCGUGGCUGCACCACACGCCCAUCUGCGCGCUCUGCCACUGAAGCUGGCUCAUCAUCAUCAUCAUCAUUCACUAUUCUAAAUUAAGUUGGAUUGGG